Messenger RNA from Hippocampus zosterae (dwarf seahorse), 1825 nucleotides. It is a transcript of the gene wnt10a, whose product is annotated as wingless-type MMTV integration site family, member 10a. The record is from RefSeq and is a predicted model, not a curated record. Lineage: Eukaryota; Metazoa; Chordata; Actinopteri; Syngnathiformes; Syngnathidae. Gene Ontology annotation, molecular function: frizzled binding; cytokine activity. Bases 542 to 1780 code for a protein of 412 amino acids. Gene Ontology annotation, cellular component: extracellular region. Gene Ontology annotation, biological process: canonical Wnt signaling pathway; multicellular organism development; cell fate commitment. The transcript is spliced from 4 exons.
GUUGCGCUCCUCUUCAUCUCCGUCGGAUCUCGAUCCUGCUUGAACGAGACACUUGACCUUCCUCGACGAUCGCUUUCUGCAAGAGUGACGUAAAGAACAAAAAAAAAAAAGAAAAGAAGAAGACGAAGAAGAAAAAGUGGGCCGGCGGAGGGCGAAGUGCAGCAGUUUGGAGCGAACAUCCUAAGUGGCGCCCAGCGUCUUUUUCGCGGUGCGUGCUGUCGCUCUCAGUGGGAUGUUACGUGCGUGACAACUCUUUUUUUUUUUUUUUCUUUUGGGACUGGCGCGUGUGCGUGCACGCAAGUGUGACAUGCAGAGACUUUUUUUUCUCUCCCCCCCCUUCACCCCCCCACCUCCCUUCUUCUAACACGUCAGAGAAUUGAUGACUCCCCCGCCGUGCGUGGAGCGCAGGACCACUCUUGUCUGUGACUUAACUCAACUUUGCGCUCGGAAUAUCGGGACAGCCUUUUUAUUUCUGCGUCGUCACGUUUUUUUUUUUUUUUUUGGUUGAAAAUUUACUUUGUAGUCUCGAAAGACAAACGUGAUGGAGCGCUCAUUCAUCAGAGUCACGUGCAUCUUGGUGAUUUUCUGCCUGCUUGACAAAAGGGUAGACUCCAAUGAAAUCUUGGGCCUUAAGCUGCCCAACAUCGACCCGAUCCUGAACGCCAACACGGUGUGCCUGACGCUACCUGGCUUGACCCGGCGCCAGCUGGAGGUGUGCAUGCGCAACCCGGACGUGACGGCCUCGGCCAUCCAGGGAAUCCAGAUCGCCAUCCACGAGUGCCAGCAUCAGUUCCGAGGGCACCGCUGGAACUGUUCCAGCCUGGAGACCAGGAACAAAAUACCGUAUGACAGCAUCGUCUUCAAAAGAGGUUUCCGAGAGAGCGCCUUCGCCUACGCCAUCGCGGCGGCGGGCGUGGUGCACGCGGUGGCCAACGCCUGCUCCCUGGGCAAACUGAAGGCCUGCAGCUGCGACGAGAAGCGGCGCGGCGACGAGGAGGCCUUUCGUAUCAAACUGCACCGCUUGCAACUGGAGGCCAUCAAUCGAGGAAAGGGGAUGGUACACGGCGUGAUGGAGCACUUCCCCGCAGAGCUGCCGGGACCGCAGGACUCCUGGGAGUGGGGCGGCUGUAGUCCCGAUGUGGAGUUUGGGGAGAAAUUCUCGCGGGACUUCCUGGACGCCCGCGAGACCUACCGGGACAUCCACGCGCGGAUGAGGCUUCAUAACAACCGCGUCGGCAGACAGGUGGUGCUGGAUCACAUGAGAAGGAAAUGCAAGUGUCACGGGACAUCAGGAAGCUGCCAGCUGAAGACCUGCUGGCAGGUCACUCCCGAGUUCCGGGUGGUGGGCUCCAUCCUAAAGGAGCGCUUCCAUAUCGCCACUCUCAUCAAGGCCGACAACCGCAACACCGGCCAGCUGGAUCACUCGCACCACCACAACAACAACAACAACCACCACCACCACCACCACCACCACCGCCAUCACCACCACCGCCACCAUCACGCGCAACGCAGGAGGCCCGGCGUCAACGACCUGGUCUACUUUGAAAAAUCGCCCGAUUUCUGCGAGCGGGACCUGGGCUCGGACUCGGCGGGGACGCAAGGUCGCAUCUGCAACAAGACCAGCCCGGGCAUGGACAACUGCGAAAGUCUGUGCUGCGGCCGAGGCCACAACAUCCUGCAGCAGACGCGCAACGAGCGCUGCAACUGCAAGUUUCACUGGUGCUGCUACGUGGUGUGCGAAGAGUGCCGGAUAACAGAGUGGGUCAGCGUGUGCAAAUGAAGACGCGACGGGGGCGGGGGCCAAACAACGAAAAAGAGAUUUAAA